UGGAUAAGGUUGGAUGGGAUGACACUUCCUACACUUCGUAGCGCAUAAUGACAACGUGAUCAUAUGUUUCUUUUAAAACACGGGUGCUUUUUUACACUUGGAAAACAAUGAAAGAUAAUAAAACGAGUUGAAGUUGGAAUGGAGAUCGACGAUUCCAGCGAAUACGACCGGAAAAUUGUCUCUUUCAAAGACCUCGGCAGAUUUAAAUUAACAGAGAGAAGAUACAACGAUGAUUCUCUCAAUAUAUAUACAGCGAGGCUGAAUGAUUUGCGGGAAGACACAUUACGCAGAGCGAAACUGAAAUGGACCGACUAUCAACAUGUAGAAGUUUCACGCCUGACCCUGGAAACCUUAGGAAAGUCUUAUAUUCUGAUAGGAGUACUUUAUAAAGAUCAGAGGCUGAAACCUUCCCUUCUACGCGACCUCAGCAAGGAGCUUCAGCUGGAAGCUCAACCGAAUAAUAAUUAUGCAUCAGUUGACGACCAAUUAUUUUUGGAGGAUGAAACGUUACGUGUAAAAUUAGUAGGAAAUCACAUGGAUAUACAAGAAGUAGUCACUGGGCUCGUCUGUGCGAUACUCGGACAUGAAUUAGAAAAUGGAACAUUUUGGGUAGAGGAUUGGUGUUUUCCAGGAUACUACCCGAAGUCUUCUAGCGUGAGCAGCUCAUUGGUGGAAGAUGGAAAAAUUCUGCUAAUAUCUGGAUUAGAUCUAGUUAAUAACACGGACGAGUUCAGCUUAGAUUUACUUUCAGAAUGGAUAACCGGAAUGGCGGGAUGUGCCAAUGCUCAAAAAGAAGAAGCUGCAAUUGCUAAAGUCAUUAUCGCUGGAAACUCCAUUCGUAGUUCUACGAAAAUAUACAGCCAUAAAGGCUAUCAUGAAAUCAAAUCGCACGAUCAGCUUAAGAUCAAAGAAGAUGUAAUGGCAAUGCAUAAGCUUGAUGCUUUUCUCAGCAAUAUUCUCAAUUGCUGUUGCGUUGUCUUGAUGCCGGGAGAGUUUGAUCCCACUUGCAAUUAUAGCAUGCCUCAGCAGCCUUUUCAUCCAUGUACUUUGCAGAAAUCGGUCAGGUUUAAAAGCAUGCAUGGUGCGACUAAUCCUUGGAUCGCUAAUAUUGGGGGCCGUGUCGUAGUUGGUUCUUGCGGCGGACCAAUCAUGGAUAUUAUGAAAAUCGCUGGAUUAUCUCAGCUGUCUCCGUUGGAAUGGCUGGAGCGUACAUUGAUCUGGAGGCAUUACGCUCCAACCGGUCCCGACACGCUUCCGAUUUAUCCGUUCUUCAAAAAUGAUCCAUUCGUUAUCAACGAAUGGCCAGAUAUAUAUUUCGCUGGAAACAUGGAUGAAUACAAUACAAAAUUAGUUACAGCUGACGAAGGGCAUGCGGUACGAUUGAUAUGUAUUCCGAAAUUUUCGGAAACAAAAACAGCGGUGCUAGUCAAUUUACAAGAUUUGACGACACAGCCUAUUUCAUUCGGUGAUAGGCUGAUGUAAUUUGUAAUUAUAAUAUAUAAAAUAUUCUGGCGUCUAUCUUUCCAUUGUUAUUUGUGCUCUGCCUUGUUCUAUCGAGACGACGGAGAGAUGGAAGUAUUUCAGCUCACGAGCCGAGUUUUGGACAGGCCUGAUUAUAAAAGAUAAAAUAAUUGUUUAUUACAUAAUUGUAUCAUUGCAAUGAAAUAUUG
This is a messenger RNA of Mycetomoellerius zeteki, 1670 nucleotides long. Its product is annotated as DNA polymerase delta subunit 2. Gene Ontology annotation, cellular component: delta DNA polymerase complex. Gene Ontology annotation, molecular function: DNA binding. Bases 139 to 1482 code for a protein of 447 amino acids. The record is from RefSeq and is a predicted model, not a curated record. Gene Ontology annotation, biological process: DNA replication; DNA strand elongation involved in DNA replication. The transcript is spliced from 7 exons. Lineage: Eukaryota; Metazoa; Arthropoda; Insecta; Hymenoptera; Formicidae.